UUAACACGCGACAGCUCACGAGAACUGCAUGGAAUAUCUAAUAUCUACUGCUGAUGAGCAUCUAAAACUUUUUGCACAAACUGUACAACUCGAUUACCAACAGUGAUAAGAAGGUGUGCUAUAUACGAGGGGUGGUCCACAUCCUUUUUGUUGUCGGUUUUGUGUUCCCUUGACGAGGACGUGUUUUCCCUUGGAAAACAUUUCCCAUUGGAAAGGAGAAGACAGUCAGUUCGAGUUGUUAGGAUGACGAUGAAUCUUAAAUUUUAUAGAUGCUCUACAUUGUGAACAAGCAGAGAAAUUGUGAUUAAAUCAGAGUUUUAUCGUUGAUUAGCCGGACGUUAUCAAUUUCAACGUGUAAUAGGAACGGGCAGAUAAAUUGAGUGAAGUGAUAGUGAAAGUAAACAGACUUCCGAUUUUGGAAGUAAACACCACGAAAACAUGUCGGCAACAAAAACUUCAUCGGUAGAUCGUGAACGUGAUUAUAUUGGAUUCGCAACUCUACCAGAACAAGUGCACAGGAAAUCGGUAAAAAGAGGUUUCGAUUUCACGUUGAUGGUGGUUGGGGAGUCCGGACUGGGCAAGUCGACGCUCAUAAACAGCCUAUUUCUGGGUGACCUAUAUAAGAAUCGCUUCAUUCCAAAUGUUGAGGAUCGGAUUGAAAAGACGACGAGGAUUGAAAAGAAAACGAUGGACAUAGAGGAGAAAGGUGUUAGGCUAAGGCUGACUGUAGUUGAUACGCCUGGGUUUGGGGACGCUAUCAACUGUGAAGAUAGCUGGCGGGUGUGUACAGCGUAUAUUGAUGAACAGUUUCGUCAAUAUUUCACGGAUGAAAGCGGCUUGAACAGGCGAAAUAUACAGGACAACCGAGUGCAUUGCUGUUUGUACUUUGUACCGCCAUAUGGACAUAGUAUUCGUCAAAUGGAUAUCGAUCUAAUGCGUCGUCUCCAUCGAAAGGUCAACAUCGUACUAGUCAUAGGAAAAGCUGAUUGCCUAACACAAACUGAAAUCAAAAAGCUCAAGGCUCGAAUCCUUCAAGACUUAGAGGACAACCAUAUUCAGUUAUAUCAAUUUCCGGAUUGUGAUUCUGACGAGGACGAAGAAUUCAAACAACAGGAUCGAGAGUUGAAAGCGAGCAUUCCUUUUGCAGUAGUUGGCAGUAACGUGAUUCUCGAUAUCGCAGGCAAAAAGGUCCGAGGAAGACAGUACCCAUGGGGCGUAGUGGAUGUUGAAAAUCCAUUGCACAGUGACUUCAUUAAACUUCGAACCAUGCUGAUUUCGACGCAUAUGCAAGAUCUCAAGGAUACCACACAAGAUGUUCACUACGAGAACUUCCGAGCUCAAUGCAUCUCACAAAUAUCGCAACAUGCACUUCGGGAACGAGGCAAACUGAAACGUGAUUCAAUGGGAUCCAAUGGCUUCGAUAGCUCAAUAACGGAAACAGAUAGACUUUUGCUGCAAAAGGACGAAGAAAUUCGACGCAUGCAAGACAUGCUGACACAGAUGCAGGAGCGCUUAAAGGCCACCCACCUAUUGGAGAUGAAAAAGAACGAUAGCGUAAUAGACGUUUAGGCCUGUACUCUUAAAAAUCUUAACCCAUUUAUCCGGAUUCAUAAAAAGUAUUGACCUUCUCCGAAGAAUCGAUAAUAAGCAUUGAUCUGAGUCGAAUCGAAAUGUUUGGGAUCCUAGUGAAAUCGAAAUGCGUUUCCUUCCUAAUGCCUAGCUUCUACUCCUUUCACUUAUUAAACUAGCACAUUUGCCUCAGCUUAUCGAUAACGAAUUAGACUCUUCAAGAAACUUUGUAUCAUCAAAGAAAACCACAACGAAUCGAUAAGGUGCGAACCGUGCACAACUCUUUUCCAUACGAACAUCUCUGGAGAAAUGCUUUCUCUUCAGCCCAGCGCAAACAAGCUCGACUCUAAGCAGAUAAGUUUUUCUUAAAUUUGACUCUGUCUUAAUUUUAAGUCGCACAAAACUAUCCUAAUAUUCACCACAAUGUGGACUCUACCUUAGUGUAGCGAACUAACCAGAAGUAAAACGAGAAGAACUAAAUGAGUUGAUUUACAACCAAAUUAAAAUUAUAUAUCGAAGUCAUAGUAGAUACUCUGUAUAAUCGCUAUGAGCAAAAGUACCAGUUUAAAAGUAGCUACUUUUCUAUAAAACCAAAUACGAUGCCAGUUUAUUCAUUUCAAUAUUUUACUUAAACUUCUAUUGGAACUUUGAAUGUCUUUGCCACCAUUUUCACGAUUACCUCCAGUAGUCAGUCAACCGAAAAGUAAUGAAAGGAUCAAAACGAACCCAAAACCCACCAAAAAUAGUAAGAGACCGCAACAUGACUUUUUUCAGAUGCAAAUUCCAGUGCCUGCAGGGUCUAAUUGAAACAGUUUUUUAGUAGAUGCAUGAAACGAUGAAAUGAUGAGAAGCAAUCAAAUGCAACACACAAUGUCUUGCAUUUAUUACUUUCUUCUUUAGUUUAAAUUAUUUAUAAAUGAAAGAUUGUUUAUAUUAUAUUAUGUAUCAUAAGUUGUUGAAAGUAUUUAAUUAGAAUUUUAUUUUCCAUAUUUAUUUUUUGGAUUCGAUUUAUAUUAUGAAAGGUGAAUAAAUAUUGAGUUAUUUAUUAAUGUAA
Hermetia illucens (black soldier fly) is the source of this 2623-nucleotide messenger RNA. It is a transcript of the gene Septin4, whose product is annotated as septin-2. Gene Ontology annotation, cellular component: cell division site; septin ring; septin complex. The coding region runs from base 439 to 1569 and encodes 376 amino acids. The record is from RefSeq and is a predicted model, not a curated record. NCBI's taxonomy places the organism in Eukaryota, Metazoa, Arthropoda, Insecta, Diptera, Stratiomyidae. Gene Ontology annotation, molecular function: molecular adaptor activity; GTP binding; GTPase activity. Gene Ontology annotation, biological process: cytoskeleton-dependent cytokinesis; regulation of exocytosis. The transcript has 4 exons.